AUGAGGCUUCUGCCGACACCCACGGUAGUUCUAGCCUCUGUGCUUCGUUCAGAGCAAUCCGUUAAAAUAUACGGCCCUAAUACAGACGUCCUACUCCGCCCCGACUCGCAGAUCUUCGUCGUCCAAACCGCACUCGGCUUCCUCAUCACGUAUUCGCUCGCAACAGAUCAUUCAUCCCGCAUAUACCAGGCCCAAUUCACCAACACACACGGAGGUCACGCGAGGAAAAGCAGUGCAAUCACAGGCUUCAAGAUCCAGCGCCAGCAUGAUGUCAAUGCAGGACCUGGAGAGGGCAAUGGCCUGAAAGAGCUCAGUCUGCGGUUCCGGAUGGUGAUACGGGUGGAUGCUGGGAUAAUUCGGGCUCUGGCUCUCGAUGAUGAGUUGGUUGUUGCCACGGAGAAGCCGGCAGCCGUGCAAUGUAUUCGUUGGGCGCCGGACAGCACUGGAAGCCAGACCAGCACCGAGCUUCUGACCAAGAUGACAUGGUUAGGGAGCAACGCAUCAAUGCGAGAAAUGGUCCAUGAUCGACCCAUGAACCUGUCGUGUUGGAUCACAGGUAACGGUCGAGCCUAUGCUGUUCAAAAGGCGGCUAAACGAGAUGCCGCUGUCUCUAGUAUCUUCCGUGGCUACGGUUUCCACACACCCAAGACUGAUGCCGAUUAUGGUGUCAAAGCUGCUAUCAAUGCGAGAUUCUCUUUGCUUGCUGUUGGCUGCACCAAUGGCGAGAUCCAUGUAUACACGGCACGCGACUAUACCGGCAACAUUCCUCUAUCGCACAAACUACGACCGAACGUCACUUCGCCCGGCAAGUUGACUGUAUUGACAUACUCGCCAGACGGGUACUGUCUGUUCGCUGGCUAUGAACACGGCUGGGCCAUGUGGAGUGUAUACGGAAAGCCUGGGGCCACCAGCUUCACUGCAGAAAGGACGCUUUCCAAGACUAACAACGAAGGGUGGCUUCUCAGUGUCAAAGAGGCUUUCUGGAUUGGAGGUGGCGCGGAGCUCUUGAUGUUGGGCGAUAACGAUAAUCGUCUCUUUGUUUUGGAGAUGGCUCGCAGUGCAGUCACUGGCUGCUUCUCUUCAGCAAAUGUGUCACGAUCUUUGAUGCAGACCAGUACCGGAUUCAUGAUUUACCGCGGUUACGAUCUGCCAGAUCUAACGACAAUCUCCGCCGACGUCUCACUCUGGCACCAUGUUCAAAUUCCAUCGGCUUACCUUGUCGACCAAUGGCCGAUUAGAAGUGCAGUCAUUUCGAAUGACGGUCGAUAUGUGGCAAUAGCAGGCAAGAGAGGGCUCGCCCACUACUCCGUUAACAGCGGACGGUGGAAAAUGUUCGAUGAUCCUUUUAUAGAAAACGAGUUCACUGUCCGAGGAGGUAUGUGCUGGUUCCAGCAUGUUUUGAUUGCGGCUGUCGAAUGCCGCGAGUCUCACGAAGUCCGGGUAUAUUCGCGCGAGGCAGCUCUUGACAACAGCCAUGUCAUGCAUUCGCAGAAGCUACCUGCGCCCAUUGUACUAAUAGCACCCUCCGGCGAAGACUCACUCCUGGUCUACACGUACGAGAACAUCUUAUACCACUACGUAAUCAGUGUGUCCGACGCAAGUGUAAAAUUGGUGCAAGUGGGUCAAAUCGCCCUGCAUGGCAUCAUUCGGGCUCCUACACGAGUGCGAGCGCUUAGCUGGAUAUUACCGGAAGAUCAAAUACAUAACGGUGAUCCAACACAGGACGUGGCGGUCGCAACUAUCCUGUUCCUCGUAGAUGGUAAACUUGUGCUCCUGCAGCCAACGACUACCGAGAGUGGCGAACUCAAAUACGAGAUGCGCAUCAUCGCGCAGAACGUGGAGACGUACGCUCUUAUGCGCGAUCACCCUGCGUUCGCAUUGGACCGACAUGCCGAUUCGUUGCCGGCGAGCCCCUCUAUGGAACUGACCAUGGAGGGUGUACACGGCCACGAUUUACGUGACUCGUUGUGGUUCUUCGAUGGGAACGACAUGCGAGUUUGGAUAGACAUGCAAGACGUCCUUGCUUCCGCGUCACCAGAGAUCGGCAGGGAACUACCCACGCCUGUUCAAAUCCCCGUCGACUUCUAUCCUCUUUCGGCACUGAUUAACAAAGCAAUCAUAUUCGGUGUGGAGUCAGAGUUGAUUCAACGCAGGGAUACGAGCUUCGCGUUCUUGCGUUUCGGAACCAGGCAUUUGCUAUAUUUCCCCCAUGCUUUGGAGAUCUUACUGCAUGAAGUCUUGGACGAAGAAGUGGAUACGCAGCCACCACCCGAACAGGCGCUAUUACCGAGCGUGCUAUCAUUCCUGAGCUCCUUUCCCCGAUAUCUCGACAUUGUUGUGCAAUGUACCCGCAAAACUGAGGUCCGUUCAUGGCGGACAUUAUUCUCGAAUCUGCCUCCACCGGAAGAACUAUUCGAAGAAUCGCUACAGAAAGGGAACCUGAAGACUGCAGGUGGUUAUCUCCUAGUUCUUCACACUUUCGAAGAACUGCGACCAACAGGCGAUCAAGUCGUGCGCUUACUUCAACGCGCCAAAGACGAACAGGAUUGGGAGCUAUGCAAAGAACUCGCGCGCUUUCUCAUGGCUCUUGAUGAAUCUGGCGCAACACUCCGAAGUACGUUGGAGCUUGUUGAGCUGAAGACACCAUCAGCGGAACCAGUCCAUGGCCAGUCGCACUUUACGUUCGAAACCGCACGGCUAAAUGUACCGCUGCGGGGACGAAACAAUGGGCUCAGGGCAUUGAACGGCACAGGCAGUGAUUUUGGGGCCGAUGGUACUGGUAUGAUGGCGCGAGAGAGUGGUGACAUUAGCCCCGGUGGGAGCGACGUAAGUGCUGGUAGCGAUACACGUCCGUCACAAGCACCCGGUGAUUAUUUCGGCCUCGGGCUGAACAACAUGCGUCAGUAG
This is a messenger RNA of Alternaria triticimaculans, 2907 nucleotides long. RefSeq lists its product as uncharacterized. Gene Ontology annotation, cellular component: cytosol; Golgi membrane; Ric1-Rgp1 guanyl-nucleotide exchange factor complex. NCBI's taxonomy places the organism in Eukaryota, Fungi, Ascomycota, Dothideomycetes, Pleosporales, Pleosporaceae. The record is from RefSeq and is a predicted model, not a curated record. Gene Ontology annotation, molecular function: protein binding. The transcript has 5 exons. Gene Ontology annotation, biological process: intracellular protein transport; retrograde transport, endosome to Golgi. The coding region runs from base 1 to 2907 and encodes 968 amino acids.